This is a messenger RNA of Polyodon spathula (Mississippi paddlefish), 3769 nucleotides long. Its product is annotated as protein GOLM2-like. The transcript has 10 exons. The record is from RefSeq and is a predicted model, not a curated record. Bases 925 to 2370 code for a protein of 481 amino acids. NCBI's taxonomy places the organism in Eukaryota, Metazoa, Chordata, Actinopteri, Acipenseriformes, Polyodontidae.
UGGUUGACACACAGCAGUGUCAGUUGUGACUCCUGGUGUCAAGCUUUCACUGCAGCAGCUGAUUAGAAAACACUGCGAAAUUAGAAAUAAGAGAUCAGACGAGAGCCGUUAAAAAUCUUUACUUUGUUAUUAGCAUUCUCCAGGGGUUGCUUUAAAUACGUUAGCCGUUGAUUGAGCAGCAGAGGAAGGACUGUCGAGCACAACGAACUCGAGUCUGAAUUAAAGACACAGAAAAAUGCACCGAGGAGAUCGAUAGGGUGAUUGAUCACACUGUGCACAUACCGCUCCAUAUCCGUCAUUUCUACACACUUCAGAGUGCAAUGCUUAACAAAUAAAAGGUGAGCAAGCGAGGUGUUGACGAUGAGAAUGUUUGUGUUGACACUGUAUUGAAAGCACAACAAGACGAAAAUCAGCAUACGAACUGUUUAAAUAUAAUAGUAAUAAUAAUAAUAAUAAUAAUAAGAUAUAGAGUUUUGUUUUUACUAUUUUUCUUUUUAAAUCGGAAAUCAACGUUUAAUCUUACGAGCGUUGGGUGGAACUCUUUUGUUAUUACUUUUGGGUUUUUUUUUUUUUUUUUUUUUUUAAAUCAAUCUCAAAGACUUUAUUUUUUUAACUUGCAACACAAUAAAUCUUCCCGAUCUUCGUUUUAUUGUGCUGUUACCUGCGGUAAUCGCGUGUUGGGAUUGUGGUCGCAGCAGUAAUAAUACUGUGAGAACAGUUUUGAUGAAAACCCGAUCUCUUUGAAUUAGUACUGGCCCGAGCGUUUAGUUAUUUACGUUCUCGCAGGCAGAAUUAAUCUAAAAUCAGAAGCGUAGUCCGACUGAAAAAGCUCGAAUCACACGUAUCUGAAUUAUAAUUAGCGCACCCAGGCAACCUCGCCCAGUUCUGUUUGGAUUUCGUGGUUGUUGUCGGUCGGGUUUCCCAAUGGUUGGGUUCGGAGCUAACCGGAGGGGGGGUCGCCUGCCUUCCUUCAUCCUCGUCGCCCUCCUCGUGGUCAUCGCCCUGCUGUCGUUUAAUUACUGGAACCUCCUGAACAAGCACUCCCGGGUUCAGGAGGAGCUGGCCGAGGUGCAGGUGCAGGUGACGCGCACGGAAACCGCCCGGGGCCGGCUGGAGAAGCGCAACUCGGAGCUGAUGGUGCAGGUGGACACGCAUAAGAAGCAGAUCGACCAGAAAGACAGCGAUUACAUUUCCCUGGAGGGAAAGCUGCAGGCGAAAGAUGCCCUGGUCAAGAAAUGCACGGAUGACAAGAUGAAGCUACUGAAUGAUGCUUCUGACCAGCAGGCUGAGACUCGUCAUUUCCAAGAGCAGCUGACUGAACUGCGUCAGGAGUUUGUGAAACAGGAGGACCAGAUCAAUGAGUACAGGAGGAACAGCUCCUCCCUGGAGAAGAAGAUGGCGUACGAGAGUCUAAAGUGUGGCCAGCAGAUAGCAGAGCUGAAAGAGCAGUAUGAGGAGACCAUUAAGAAACUCACCCAGGAAGUUGCUGAGCUGAAACAGCUGAAAUUCAUUGAAAGUGAUGUAAAAGAAGAUAAAUCUGCAGUUAACAAUGCUGGCAAUGUGAAACCUGCAGGAAAGGAAACAGACUUGGAAAAACAAGACAGCACCCACAAACUGGACAGUAAGGAAGGAAAAGAUGGUGAUUUGGUGAAGCCCGGGGGAGAUGCUGGCAUGCCAGGGAUAGAGGACAAUGAAGUUGGGAAAGUUGAGGAUACACUUUUCAACCUGAAGAAACCUGCUGAUACCCUCAUUAAAAAGGACACCGGCCCCCCCUCGAUGGCAGUCAGAUCGCUGGGGGGGGUUCGGAAGAUCCCUCUCGCACUCGCUCAGGAAGACAACCCAGCUGAGCAGCUCGAACCAAACCAGGUGCAUCGCGAUGCAGGCAGACCCAACCUGCUGCAACUGCAGAACCAGCAGAACCCCAUCCCUGGGAACGAGAAGGUCAACGAGGAGCUGGGAGAGCAACCCAAACAACGGGAAGCACCUGACAGCAAUAUGAUGCCCGAGCAGCAGCUUCCCAAGAACAUCGCCCCACAGCUGCCACUGAACCAAGCCCAGGUGCUGCCCAACCCCAUUGAACACGUCCAACAGCCUGCUGCAGGAGAGCACCACAAGCACAGGCAAAGCCGGUUCUUUGACGAGAACGAGUCCCCUGUAGACCCGCAGCAUGGCUCUAAGCUUGCAGAUUAUAAUGGGGAUGAUGGUAACGUGGGUGAGUAUGAGGCAGACAAGCAGGCUGAGCUGGCUUACAAUGAGGAAGAGGAUGGUGAUGGUGGGGAAGAAGACGUCCAAGAUGAUGAUGAAAGAGAUGCUCAGGGGGCAAAUCCUAUGGAAUAUGGAAAGCGACACCCAGCGAAUGACAUCUUAUAAACCUGGGACUGGAAAAUUACUUGCAAAAUAGAAAGAGAUGGAAAAAAAAAUGUGAUCCUUACCUGGCCUUUAUUUCACUGGUGCUUUAGGUCUCAACUUUAGGAGAAUGUGAGUUCAUGUUGCUUUGAAAUGGAGCAGUGGCUGGCAGCGUAGAUUCCCGUUUUUCUUUUUUAAAGGUCAGCAUAGGCUGUACUGUCGGUGGUGGUCAAUGAAGAAAUUGUGUAGGACCUGACACUUCCUCUGUAUAUUCUUGAAUAUUCUGUACUUUUUUGGGUUUAUGAUUAAAAGCCUGUGUUCAGUGAUUAUACUGUACAAAAGUAUAUAGUAUACAUUUAAAUGUAAAUUAUUUCUGAUUUUGAGAUGUUUUCUUUAACAAAAUCAACAGGAGGAAAAAAAAAAAAAAAAACAGAAUUUAGUAAGAAUGUAUCCAGUUUGUGUUCAUGCGAAUGUUUUUCUAAAAACAAAAUUGUAGAAUUAUUUGUAAUGCUUAAUUUUUACAGGACAUUUUUCUGCAUUUUGUCUGUCAGUUUGCUGGUUAAGGAACUUGUAUUCUCUUAGAUUAAUGGGCUGUUUUCUAAGAGCAUGCUUGUGCACUGUCUUCACAAAGUGGGGGGGGGGGGAUGGAACCUGGCAUUUGGAUCUUAUCCCACGGUGUAGACAUACAGGAGAGACGUCAAGAGGAGGAUGGCUUUAUUGUGCUUUUCUUUUUCUGUACGAUGCCACAGUAUCCAUUUCAAGACGCUUGCUGAACAGAGCAAGAAAAUUAACAUGUUUUCUCAAACUGCAAAAAGAAAAAAAAAUUCUCAAAACUCUUCCUUUUGCCCAUAUCACAGUUGUUCUGAAGCUCCGCUCACACAUGGUGCUUUUACCCAUGAUGAGCACAUCUGAAGACAGACAGCAAGGAACUCUAAGUACACAGCUGAUGGCUGAGUCCAAGACUGAGGUCAGUUUCCUGUUUGAGACAACAACAUGUUUUGUCUGGACAUUUUGGGCCAUGAUUGUGGUGCGCAUUUUCCCUGAGCAAGGAUGCUGUAGCAUGCGAUGAUAUGAAUCUGUAAAUCCAUCUGCUAGGUGAGCUCUUACAAAUACAGCAAUAUUAGUAAAUUAGAAUUAGAACUUCUAAUGUGAACCUCACACCUCCGACACCAGCGUUGAGUUUAAUAAAGCUGUUUAUUGUAAGGGAUAGCUCAUUGUAGAGAGCUGGCUGCUGCACAUGGGUUUGCACAGUCUGCCGAGUCUUCUUCUCCAGAUAUCUGUAGCUUUCCCAGACAUAUAGAAGAAUUUUAGGUCUGAUUUAAAGCUGUCCCAACAUUACUGACACUAAAGAUACUGCAUGAAUUGAUUGAUGUUCCUGAGCUGUUUGCAAGAUUUUUUGAAUAAAGGUGAUCCCCCCCCCCCC